UAAUGACGGAGAACAUCGUGUAUUUUAAAAUGAAACACGAGGCACAAACAUAUAAAAUUCCAAUAUAAGGAGUGAAUGUGCAAUUAAAAGAUUUACGUCAAAAAAUAAAAGAUUUUCUAAGUAAGAAAUUUAAAUAUCAAAAUCUAGAAAUGCCUUAAGCUUAGAAAGGAUAGUCUAAUUAAAAUUUUGAAGAAUUAGUUAUCUAUGGAGAAUUAGAGUAAAAUGGUGGAUAAGAAAAAGCAUUAGGAUUAGCUGAUAAAGUAAAAUAAUUAUAUUAAUAUUUAUUUAGGUUAGAAAUAAAUAAACAGUGAUAGUAGUGAGACAACCAUACCAGUAAGGCCAAUCGUUGUGUGAGUCAUGUCUAUCUGCAAAAAGCACAUCUUAGACCCCUUGUUGUUAGAGAAGAAUAUGCCAAGGAUGUGAAGAACAAUUUAUCAAAGUUACGAAGUGUUUCUUUAAUGAGCUACAAUAAUGUCCAUUUAAAUAUGUCAAUUAUCAAGUUUAGACUAUCAAGUAAUAAACUGAGAUCUCCAACGCAGAGUUGGAAUAAUAAAUUAAAAAUGCUGUUUUCUUUAUUGUUAAGAGUAAUACCGAACAGAAUGUGAUUUUGGCCAAAACUCAUGAUGUUUGGGCUACUACUCGUCGUAACUUUGGCACUCUUAUGGAUUAAUUUAAUAACAAAAAAGUCAUUUUGAUUUUUAUUGCUAAUCGUGUUGAAAAAUUUUUAGGUUGUGCUAAGAUGAAGAAUAUACAAGUUCCUCGAGAUCCAAAAUGGUAAUGGUGUGGUACAUCCACUAUUCAAUUGGCUGAUAAUUUUUCAAUUGAAUGGUUAAGAAAGGGUACUGUUGAUUUUUCCAAAUUGUAAGAUACCAUUAAUCCAAAAACUGGAGAUCUGGUGAUCAGGAGUAAAGAUUGUUAAGAAGUUCCAGCUGUAAUGAUCCUAUUAUUAAUUUUAUUUAUCAGGAUAUUGGUCAACGUAUAUGUCUAUUGUUUGAAUAAAUCAAAUAAAACGACGAAGAAUAAGAACCACUGCCCCAACCUUAAUAAGAGCCAACUCCAAAGAAGGAAGAGAACGAAUGGGAUUGCGAUCAAAUAGUUUGUAUAUACAAUUAAUUACAAUUAAUUAAAGCUCCUGUCAAUCGAAGUCCAUUUAGAGAAUAACCACAAAAUUCACCAAGUCGUUCCCCAAGUAACUAGAACAUUCCUUCCCAAAAUAUAUAAUUAAAUUAGGCAUAACAUGCUUUAUUAAAUUAAACCAUAGCAUCAUUGGUAUAAUAAUAAUAGAUGGAAAUUAAUUGGAAUAAGAUGAAUGUGGGUAAAAUACCUGGAUUAACAGGAAAAGUAUAAUAUCCACAUCCAUUCUUAUAAAAAUAUAGUUAAAAAUAGAAUAAAAUGGCAGAAGCCUUAUUAUAAAUGGUUUAAAAAGAAACUGAAAGAAAAGACAAAGAAAAGAAAUCAUCAAGUCAUUCUAAAAAGCAUAAAAAGAAGAAGGAAAGAGAUAGAAGUUCUUCUGAUGAAAAAAGAAGAUCAAGUAUCAUUAUUUUAUUAAUAAUAGGGAAAAAAAGUAAGGAAAGAAAAGAAAAAAAAUCAAAACAUAAAAAGAGAAGUCGAAGUAGAAGUAGAUCAAGAGAUCAUAAGAAAAAGAAGCAUUGA
Paramecium pentaurelia is the source of this 1653-nucleotide messenger RNA. Lineage: Eukaryota; Ciliophora; Oligohymenophorea; Peniculida; Parameciidae. The record is from the annotation of a GenBank genome assembly.